CCGUUUGGUUCGGACCUCAGUCCCUGCUUGUUUGUUUGUUGUACGUUCAUGGCUCCCUUCCAGCAUACCAGACGACUCGUUGUCUUGGCAGCUUUGCCUGAGACGGUGACGGGACAUUCCUGGGUUGCCUGCACGGACUACCGCGGGGACGUGAACUAUUUUGAGCAGGAGAAGUGCGAGGCCUGGCCACGGCAGUGGUGGAACCGCGGCGAGCGCAACGCCCCGCAGCCCAACGGCUACCACAUCGCAGAGGAGCCCCCGUCGCGGGCUUGGCAAGGCCUGGGUUGCGACGUGGCAAUGGCGGCGCCCAGCUGGCAGGACGGCUACUCGCCUGAUUUUCCUUUUGCGAUCUACGAAGCGGGCAGGGUGUAUUGCUUGGCUUGGCCCAUGAAGAAUCACGGGGUCCUGCCCGCUGGUUGUCAUGUCCAGCAGUCCAAGUCGGAUGAGGGCCAAAACGAGUCGCUGACGCUGCUCGUGAGCGCUGUCGGCCCUCAGGUAGACCCCUCGCAGGAGGAGUUCGAUCUGCGCAACAUCAAUGAGCUCGGUGGUCUCGCGCGCAACUGCAGCGGUGGGGGGCCCUCGGACGCUUGUCAGCUCGGCCUCGAGAGGCACCGCACGGGCGAGGCGGACUGCAAGGGAUUCACCCGCGCGCCCAGGUUCUGCGAGAGCUCCGGGGCAGCCCUGGGCACGGGCUGCUUCAAGGUCCCCGAAGGCAUGGUGCCUGGGCACUACGUGGCGCAGUGGCGCUGGGACGCCUCCUUCCCGCGCUCUGGGGGGACGCAGCACUCCACCUACACUUCCUGCUUCGACUUCCAGGUGGUGCCACGCGGCUCUGGUAGCGCGCGCCAGGGGCAGCCCGGAACUGUCGGCACACCAGACUCUGACUUGCCAUGCCAGAACAAUGUGCUCAAGUUCGACGGCGACUCCGCCACCGCGACGCCGUCGACAGCGACUGCGGCACCAGGCGCUGUGCCGGCGCCUCCGCCCACGCCCGCGCCGACGCGGUCGUGCGCGGCCGCGUACGAGAUCUGCGCCGACCCGACUGGGACGGCCCGCGCUGCUGCGGGCAGGGGUACGACUGCGUGCAUGCGAACGCGCACUGGGCCUCGUGUCAGCCUCUGCCAGCCCUCGCGACCGUGUCCGCCCGGCAGUCCACCAAUGUCGGGGGAGCUCAGCGCGUUCGCUCGCCAGGGACCCCUCGCAACCUCAGGGUCAAACGCCACGCUACAGAGAACGGAGGCCUUCAGCCCGGAGGCCUUACCGACAGCAGGAGUAACGGCGGGCAGUUGUAGGUGA
Prorocentrum cordatum is the source of this 1296-nucleotide messenger RNA. The record is from the annotation of a GenBank genome assembly. NCBI's taxonomy places the organism in Eukaryota, Dinophyceae, Prorocentrales, Prorocentraceae.